AUGGAUUUUGAUUUAACAAGGUUUGAAUUUAUAUCUUAAGAGCCUUAUAUAAAGCAUAAUAAUCGCACAUUUUUUAAAUUGAGAGAGAAAAAAAAUUCAUCAAAGGUAAAAAUGUUGUUUUAAAUUAUUAGAUAUUUACAUUCUUAAUAAUAGAUGGGGUUAGCGAAGAUAAUCUUAUGAAAAUUCACAUACAUUGUUAAGGAAGGACUGAUGGAAUAGUGAAAAUAAAAGGACAUAAAAACAUGGACUUUUUAGAUUAAUUUGGGAUAAAAGUUUGCCGAUAAGGAUAUCUCUUAGAAGAGAUCUCAUUAAGUCUUUACUAAGUAGCAUAAGUAGAAAAAAUAAAUGAAACCCUCAUCUAGUAACUAUUGCUUGAUGUUGUAACAAUUUUAGCUGAUUUACAAGAAGAAGAAAUUGCAUUACCAUACAUAACACCUGAUCAAAUAAUGAGAAUGAAGGAUGGGAAAUUUAAAUUAUUUGAUGUUAACCAUGCGAUUAGUGUGAUUGGAAUGGACAGUAGCAUUUAGAGAGAAAUCAAAAGCGAUAUUAACUACAUGGAUCCUGAUACAUUUGCGGCAUCAAUAUCAGGUUAAAUAUCCACUCUUCAGAAUUAUUUUAAGUCAGUUAUUUAUUCUUUUGGAUUGAUAAUCUUGGAAUUUAAUUGUUAAUAGUAAAAAUUAAAUAAUCAACAUAGAUUUUCAAAUCACAGAAAAACAGAAGAACAAAUUGCUUUCAUGUUAGAACAAUUAAGUUUAGUAAGCCCAAAUCUUUCAGAUUUAGUAAAUUAGAUGGUUUAGUCUUCAAAAAAUAAAAGACCUAAUUGCAAAGAAGUUUAUGAUUAUUUGUUAGAGAUUAAAAAGAAAAUUGAAAAUAAAGUGGAUAAUUAAAUAGGUUAAGAAAAUAUUUAGCAGCAAGAUAAUACCUUUAAUUGGACUAGGCAAUUUACUAUUUCAUAACCAAUUAAUGAAAACUUCUGUUCGUAAGAAUAAUUUGGAGAAACAAAUAAACAAGUUUAAGGUCAGCAAGCUUAAAAGUUUUAAGAUAGUUUAGUUUAUAGUGAUAAUUGCCAAACAAUUUAAUUUGUUUAAAGUGGUAUCAAAUUACCCGAAAAUCUGAGGAACUAAAUAAAACUAUGGUAAGAACGGCAAUAAUAAGUAUAAUCACAGUAAGACUUUACUUGGAAAUAAGAUGAGCCAAGUAAUCAUCUAGAGAGUUCAGAUGAAAUAGAAUAAAAUUUUUAUAAUUAAAUGGCAUUUGCGUAACUACUGGAGAUACUCAAUAGAUUUCCAUUGAUUAAAUAAAUAAAUGAGAGUGAUUUGAUAAUAAAUGAGUAAUAAUUAGUUUUUAAAUAGCGAAUACAAUAUCGAUGAACAAUAAAAUAUUUUUAGGUGCACUUUUCAAAAUUAAGAAAAAGUUGUUAAAAUAUAUCGAAAUAAACCAGCCUCUUAUAUCUUUUAAUUACUCAAUAAUAUAAAUCACAUUUAAAAAUUAAAGAUUCAUGGUUUAUGUAUUUAUGAAGGAUAUUGUUUAUAAGAAUCAGAAAACGGUCCUUUUUUAGGAACACUAUAUCUUAUAACAUAAUUAAUGAACUGUGAUUUAGAAAGAGCUUUGGCUAUUCCAUAAAUACAAUUAAAAAAAUAGAAAGAAUAAGUAAUUUUAAAUAUAUCUCUGUUUCUUAAAGCAUAUAAUGAACAUUUUACUCAUGGAAAUCUGAAACCUUCAAAUAUUUUAUUAGGUAAGGUAUUUAUUAAGAAGUAGAUAAUUAAUUAAACAUUUAUGUAACAGAUUAUGGCUUAAGCGAAGUAAAAGGAGAAUUAGACGAUUAACUCUAUAGCAGUAAACCUUUAUGUGUGUAUUCACCUCCAGAAAAAAUUUUAAAAAAUACAUUAUCGAACACAUCAGAUGUUUGGAGUUUUGGAAUCAUAAUAAGUGAUAUUCUUACAGGAUAAAAAAUGAGCAAUUCCAUCAUCUAAAAAUUAGGAAUGAAGGACCAUUCUUAACAAGGACAUUUAUAAAUCGAUAAAUUGGAUUUUUUUACUUCAACAGAAUAAAAUAAUAAAAUGAAGAAUCUACUUAAAUAGAUGACUUAAUUCAAUUGUUAAAAGAGAAUUACAAGUGAUUAAGUUUAUAAUGAACUUAAAAUUAUUUUUUCAUGGACAGAUCAAUCAAAUUUCAAGAGCAAUAAUAAUAAUUAUUGUUAUGCUGGAAAUAAAAUCUCAUAAUCAAAUAUAUAGAAAAACAAUUAUGUAUAACCUUAACCAUAAUUAUAUUCGGUAAAUUAAAACUAGUAAAGUCCAUCAUUUACUAGCAUCAAAUAGACUAUUUAAACUAACCAAAAUAAAAUACAAAGAAACACUGGAUUAUCCCAUAAAAUUCCACCUCCUUCAGCUAGAUAAUAAAGAUUUGAAAAAUCUGGCGGUGAGUUUUAUAUAUAAGGAAAGACAGUUAAUUUAUAACCACAAGAUGGAGGAAAACAAAAAAAAACAUAAUGAU
Molecule: messenger RNA, 2493 nt
Organism: Paramecium pentaurelia
Lineage: Eukaryota; Ciliophora; Oligohymenophorea; Peniculida; Parameciidae
Source: the annotation of a GenBank genome assembly